Saccharomyces kudriavzevii IFO 1802 is the source of this 3447-nucleotide messenger RNA. It is a transcript of the gene VIP1, whose product is annotated as inositol polyphosphate kinase VIP1. Gene Ontology annotation, cellular component: cytosol. Gene Ontology annotation, molecular function: metal ion binding; diphosphoinositol pentakisphosphate kinase activity; inositol hexakisphosphate kinase activity. The coding region runs from base 1 to 3447 and encodes 1148 amino acids. The transcript has a single exon. The record is from RefSeq and is a predicted model, not a curated record. Gene Ontology annotation, biological process: inositol phosphate biosynthetic process; inositol metabolic process. Lineage: Eukaryota; Fungi; Ascomycota; Saccharomycetes; Saccharomycetales; Saccharomycetaceae.
AUGAGUGGAGUCAAAAGGGAGAAACCUGAACCCAAUGAGAUUCCUCAAGAGGAGGUCAAGAGUAACUCACCCAGCACACCUUCUGAGAUGUCACCUCUUUUUCUGAACAAGAACACUCAGAAGGCAAUGCAGUCUAUUGCCCCGAUAUUGGAGGGGUUCAGCCCCAAGACGUCAGCUAGUGAAAACAUGUCUUUAAAAUUGCCACCCCCUGGAAUUCAAGAUGACCACAGGGAGGAGAACCUCACUGUGCAUGAUACGUUGCAAAGAACUAUAAGCACUGAAUUAGGCAAUGGAAAUAAUGUUAUUACAGAGACGGCUUGUGGAAUUGAAAAGGUAGACAGUGAUCCAAAGUCGGAAGCUGAUCUUGAAGUGCUCCCCAGUAUUUCCAGCAAUAUCAACGAUGCAGGUAAGAUAGACUCAGCCCCCAAAACUGAAUUAUCACAUGUACCACAAGCGAUUGUGGAUGUUGAACAUACCAAUGUUGGAUUUAGCUCAGUGCCUAGUUCAUCAGCUUCUUCCCGCAAAUCCUCGACAAGUCAUUCCAAACCAAAAUUACCGAAAAUUGGGAAGAUUGGUGUCUGCGCGAUGGAUGCAAAAGUACUUUCAAAGCCAAUGAGACAUAUCUUGAAUCGCUUAAUAGAACAUGGUGAAUUUGAAACUGUCAUAUUCGGGGAUAAAGUGAUUUUAGAUGAAAGAAUCGAAAACUGGCCUACAUGCGACUUUUUGAUAUCUUUCUUUUCGUCAGGAUUUCCCCUAGACAAAGCAAUUAAGUACGUGAAAUUGCGCAAGCCUUUUAUUAUCAAUGACUUGAUAAUGCAAAAGAUCUUAUGGGAUAGAAGACUGUGUUUGCAAGUUCUAGAAGCUUACAACGUCCCCACUCCUCCAAGACUAGAAAUAAGUAGGGAUGGUGGUCCUCGAGCCAACGAAGAAUUAAGAGAGAAGUUACGUGAACACAGUGUGGAAGUGAAAUCUGUUGAAGAGCCGGAUUGGAAAAUGGUGGAUGAUGAUACUUUAGAAGUUAACGGGAAAACCAUGACCAAGCCCUUUGUUGAGAAGCCCGUUGAUGGAGAGGAUCACAACAUUUAUAUAUAUUAUCAUUCUAAGAACGGUGGAGGCGGUCGCCGUUUAUUCCGUAAAGUUGGCAACAAGUCGUCUGAAUUUGAUCCUACUUUAGUUAAUCCUCGUACAGAAGGGUCCUACAUUUAUGAAGAAUUUAUGGAUACAGAUAACUUUGAAGACGUGAAAGCCUAUACUAUCGGUGAAAAUUUUUGCCAUGCAGAAACCAGAAAAUCCCCUGUAGUUGAUGGUAUAGUGAGAAGAAAUACUCAUGGUAAAGAAGUUAGAUAUAUCACUGAGCUAUCCGACAAAGAAAAAACCAUUGCUGGGAAAGUCUCAAAGGCGUUUUCUCAAAUGAUCUGUGGUUUUGAUUUACUGCGUGUUUCCGGCAAAAGUUACGUCAUUGACGUCAACGGGUUCUCUUUUGUAAAAGAUAACAAAGUUUAUUAUGAUUCAUGUGCAAAUAUACUAAGAAAUACUUUCAUUGAGGCUAAAAAGAAAAUGGAUAUGGAGAAGAAGAACCUACCAAUUAUCCGGGAAGAGAAAGAACAAAAAUGGGUAUUUAAAGGAUUGGUUAUCAUUAUUCGUCAUGCCGAUAGAACACCAAAGCAAAAAUUCAAGCAUUCAUUUACUUCACCCAUUUUUAUAUCACUAUUGAAAGGCCAUAAGGAAGAAGUUGUUAUUAGAAACGUUAAUGAUCUGAAAAUUGUUCUUCAGGCUCUAAGGAUUGCAUUGGAUGAAAAGGCAGGAAAUCCAGCCAAAAUUAAAGUGUUAGCAAAUGCUUUAGAAAAGAAGUUGAACUUUCCAGGAACUAAAAUUCAAUUAAAGCCAGUCUUGAACAAAGAGAACGAGGUUGAAAAAGUACAAUUUAUUCUAAAAUGGGGUGGUGAGCCUACUCAUUCUGCCAAAUAUCAAGCUACUGAGCUCGGAGAGCAAAUGAGACAAGACUUCGACUUACUAAAUAAAAGCAUUUUACAGAAUAUUAAAAUAUUCUCAUCAUCUGAAAGACGUGUUCUUCACACGGCUCAGUACUGGACCAGAGCUCUUUUUGGAGCAGAUGAACUAGGUAGUGAUGAAAUAAGUAUCAGGAAGGAUCUCUUAGAUGAUAGUAAUGCCGCUAAGGAUUUAAUGGACAAAGUGAAAAAGAAAUUGAAGCCUCUGUUAAGAGAAGGAAAAGAAGCUCCUCCACAAUUUGCCUGGCCUUCAAAAAUGCCAGAGCCAUACUUAGUCAUAAAGCGAGUUGUUGAAUUGAUGAAUUUUCAUAAAAAGGUCAUGGAUAAUAACUUUGCUAAAAAGGAUGUCGACGCAAUGCAAACAAGAUGGUGUACUUCUGAAGACCCCAGUUUGUUCAAGGAGAGAUGGGAUAAACUUUUCAAAGAAUUUAAUAACGUUGAAAAAGUCGAUCCUUCUAAGAUCUCUGAAUUAUAUGAUACCAUGAAAUACGACGCUCUUCAUAAUAGACAGUUUUUGGAGAACAUUUUUGAUCCGGGGAAUCCAAAUGAAGCUAUGGCCGAUGAGUUGGGUACUCACUCUUUAGUUGAUCGUUAUCCGAUUAAUAUUCUCGCCAAGAACAAUUUUAAGAUUGUAGACAGCAGCAGUAUGAGUGGUUCUAGCAAGAACAACAGUAACAGCGUUGGCUCGUUAGGUUGGGUUCUAGAGAGUGGAAAAACUUCUAGGGCCAGAAAUUCCAAAUCUUCAUGUCAAUUUGAUGAGCCAAGAUUCAUGCAGUUACGGGAACUGUAUAAGUUAGCCAAGGUGUUGUUUGAUUUUAUUUGCCCCAAGGAAUACGGUAUUUCAGAUGCUGAAAAACUGGAUAUUGGUUUAUUGACAUCGCUGCCUUUGGCUAAACAAAUAUUGAAUGACAUAGGAGAUAUGAAAAAUAGAGAAACCCCAGCUUGCGUUGCAUAUUUCACCAAAGAGUCUCAUAUUUACACCUUGCUGAAUAUCAUAUAUGAAUCUGGUAUUCCAAUGAGGAUUGCCAGAAAUGCCCUACCGGAAUUUGAUUACCUAUCGCAGGUUACGUUUGAACUUUAUGAAAGUACAGAUGCUUCUGGUCAAAAGUCACAUUCUAUCAGACUUAAAAUGUCUCCAGGUUGCCAUACUCAAGAUCCAUUGGACGUUCAGUUAGAUGACAGGCACUAUAUUAGCUGUAUCCCGAAGAUUUCCCUCACAAAGCAUUUAGAUAUGGAUUAUGUCCAACAGAAGUUGAGAAACAAAUUUACCAGAGUUAUCAUGCCUCCGAAAUUUACUCCAGUAAAUAUUACGAGCCCUAACUUGAGUUUCCAGAAACGCAAGACAAGAAGAAAGUCGACAUCUGUUGAUAAGUCUAAACCUCCUCCUACUUCCUCCGGAACCUCAUCAUCCAGUUCGAUCAACAAGACGCUAGAAUAA